CGGGUCAGCCCCAUGCAAUAUGAAACUUCUAUAUAACGUGAACCAAUCAUCAUCUGGAUUUGAUUGCAUUGUACACUGGCGACCAACACAUUGUGGUUGACUGUCACGAAAGCAUGAGGAAGAAAAUUAUGAUGAGGGUCGGACGUAUUUGCGGAUAUUCACAUUGGGCAUCAGAACAAGUCAGAUCUACACAGCAACGCUGCCUUUCGGGGGAGCUUGGACAACGUAUCCAAAGACAAGCCUCUGAUUGUAUCUUGAUGCCGACCUGACUGUCAGGUCCUGGAUGUAACGGACAGUAUCACUACAUGGUAGGACUAGAAUUUCUGCUGUGUUCAUGGUGCUCCGUGUCUUCAAGCUAGUUCAACUCUCACAUACCGUUACAUUCCAGUGUGGCUUAAAUACCAACAGUAAACCCUAUAACGAUCAGUGCCUGUCAAUUGAUCAGGGUGUUAUGGUCUUUGAGGAGUCUUUGAUUGAAGUGUCAUUACGAAUAUCUCCCUCGGCGAAAAUCGAAUAUGACUAUGUGUCAUGAUGGUGUUAUUUUAAAACAUUGUGUACAAUGCUGAGGCAGUAGAUAAUUUAGUUCAAUUACAACGUGGUGAUUCAUGUGAUAGAAUGGCAAAUAGAGAAAUACAGAAAAAGUGAUUUCAGUCGUCGACGACGUCGUUGUGUUUCCAGAAGGACUAUUUUGUUGACAAGGUUGAAGCUGCAGGGGAAAGCCAAGCAUCAUCUGGCCUGGAGGCACCAUACAUUAAUUCUGUGGCAUAAGGUUUCAACACUAUAGGAAACCUUCAAGAAAUUGACUAAAAGUUGUCAGUUAAAGGGAUUAUACUACAAGAAACACUGCAACUGGAUGCUGUCCUGGACUAAGACUAAAUUGUUGAAAUAAUAACAUCAGGAAACAAAGCCUUAUUGCAACACUUUCUUUGGACAUUUUCACAAACAUGGAGAUACGUUGGACCCGGUGUUUCAUAGGUGUGUUGUGCUUAAUGUCAGUGUGUCAUUUCCAGGAAUGUCUUCCUAUAGACUGCUUUCAUAAUUGGUGUUGGUGUACAUCUUACAAAGGUAGUUGUGAGAACAAUGAGGACAGGCUGCAAUACGUCCCACGUCUACAGUGGGCUGGGGACAUUUACCGUUUUGCAUUUGUCCACAACCAUUUGAAGACCAUCACAAACAGUACCUUUCAAAACAUUAGCCAAUACACCCUACAUUUGCUGGAUCUUACACACAAUCACAUUUCACAUAUUUCUGCAGGUGCCUUUGCAAACCUAACUAACCUUCUUUACCUGUAUGUAAAUGAUAACCCUAUCGCGUUAGCUGAACUAGGUGAGGCGUUUCAUUCACUUCCUGGUGUUUUUGAACAUCUGUACUUGAACAGAUUAAAUAUCAGUGACGCCGGGUUAGAAGGCAGUUUCCUUCAUGGUCUACAGACAAAGAGUCUCACUGAGUUACAUCUCGCCCAAAAUAAACUGACAAAAUUUGAUGUUACUCCCUUUGUCUCCUUCAAAAUGUUGACUUUUUUAAACCUUUCGCACAAUGCAAUUGAGUGGAAGACAUAUCAUAUGAUUCCUAAGUUAGAAAGCCUACAGACUUUAAUUCUUGACCACAAUAACUUAACUGAAAUACCCAUAAUGUGCGUGGAUCAUCCUCGAAAGCCCUCCUUUCCAAACCUAAAGACGUUAACGAUAAACUAUAACCAUAUCUAUACACUAGUUGCUGGAAAUUUUCAUUGCCUCCGGAGCCUGACGGAUUUAAUCAUGUCAGGAAAUGUAAUUAGGAGUAUCAAAAGGUUCUCAUUUCAAGGUAUAGUUAGGCUUGAAAACUUGGUUAUAUCUCACAAUAAAGCAAAUCUUACAAUACAAGGACAGGUAUUCAACCCAAACCUCUCAAAUCUAGAUCUGUCUCAUUCAAACAUAUACUAUUUCAGUACAUCCGUAUUUUUAAACUGCACCAGGAUCAAGACAAUUAAUCUUUCUGGCAAUGACUAUAGCAGAGGUGAUAAAUAUUACUUUAGAUACCUUCUCGGAAUAGCAAUGAACACAAUAGAGUCAUUCAACUGCACAAGUUGUGGGUUAAGACAAAUACCAAGUGUCUUUUCAGAAAUGGGCAGACUUAAAGAACUGCAUCUAAGUGAGAACUCAAUACAAGACAUCCAGAACAAUUUCUUUGACAGCAAUCACCACCUUCGGAAGUUGUCCCUUGCCAACAAUUCCAUUAAGACUCUAAGUAGAUUUGCUUUUCCCAAUUCGGUGAGAAAAGAAUUACAUCAUGUACAUCUUGAAAACAAUCCUUUUGUUUGUAACUGUGAUUUAUUUUGGCUCAAGUCCUGGCUGUUAUCUGAGACAAGGAAGUUUUCAAAUCACCUGUCUAAAUAUACAUGUUCAAACGUUCCUUUUCAAGGCAAGAAUCUUGUGGAUAUAACGUCUAUUAACAGUUCAGACUGUUCCGAAACUCGCAAAAGGUUUUCCAUCGUGUACUUCAUCGUUGGGACUGUGCUUAUUUGCCUGUGUUUCUUUGGCUUGGGCUACAGAUUCAGACGGAACAUUAGGUACUGCUGCUUGACGUUCAAAUCUUCAUCUUCAGAAUCUAUUCCUCUUCUGAGAAACGAUGUCUACAUCCUGUACAGUGAUGAAGAUUACUUGUGGGUGAGAUACGAAGCACUGGACAAGUUAGAAAAUGAAGGAAAGCAAAAAGUAUGCUUCCGCCAAAGAGACUUUAACCCCAAGAAAUAUGUGGUUGAUAAUGUAGUGACAAACCUGAGACGCUGUAGAAAAGUCAUUGCAGUUUUAUCCAACAGCUUCUUCAAGGACCGAGCUUCGCAGUUCGAGAUGUCCUUAGUCCGGAAACGUCUGGAGCGUCACAAGGAGAUGCUGGUAUUGGUUCUUCUUGAAGACAUUGAGACCAGAUACAUGUCUCAUUCUGUCAACAGUAUGAUGCAGGCCUGUCUAACUAUCAAAUGGUCAGAGAUGAAUGAUGAAAGAGAUGCUUUUUGGGAGCAGCUGUUAACGCAUGUGUAAAAAAUGAUUCUUUGGGAUGAGUGAUAUAUGGUCUGUGGGUCAGGAUCCUCCAAUGUUGUGUAUAAACAUUCCAUGGACAUGACAUUUUCCAAUGUGAAUUUCCAAUAAACAUAUUCUCCAUUUAUUCAGUUCUGAAUUGGACCCGUGAAUAGCCAGGAUAGUAUUGGUCAUGCUUGUUGUAAGAGGCGACU
Messenger RNA from Haliotis rubra (blacklip abalone), 3208 nucleotides. RefSeq names its product leucine-rich repeats and immunoglobulin-like domains protein 1. Lineage: Eukaryota; Metazoa; Mollusca; Gastropoda; Lepetellida; Haliotidae. Gene Ontology annotation, molecular function: transmembrane signaling receptor activity; protein binding. The transcript has a single exon. Bases 945 to 3017 code for a protein of 690 amino acids. Gene Ontology annotation, biological process: toll-like receptor signaling pathway; immune response. Gene Ontology annotation, cellular component: membrane. The record is from RefSeq and is a predicted model, not a curated record.